CUUUCUCUGUAUAAAAAUAUGACGAGAAGUUUCUCGCUUUUGUAUAUUGGAUCACUUCCUUUACACACAUGCACACCCACCCGCACGCACACACGCACGCACACACACACAGGCGUGCACACACAGAUAUAUAAAGGAGCUGUGCAGUCAGGAAAUCUUAGUUGUUCUUUGUCUGACUUUGCAUGUGAGGAUGACUUGGAAGAUGAAGAUUUCUGCUGCCUUCAUUGGACUUCUGAUCUGCUUCUUUGUUGUCUCCUGCAAUGGUCCAGGUAUACCUUUACACCUUUACACCUGUCCAUCCUGACCUCUUACAGAUAAACAUGAUAGAAGUUAAAUGUAAAAUCAGAGAGUUGAGGUGAUUGAGGCUGAUGGUUUGUACUCACAAAGAUUAUUUCUCUAUUUUAAAUUUAAACAAAAGUCUUUUUUCAAAAAUGUUUUCCUCUUCUGAUGAUUUUCAUAGUUUAAUUUCUGUUUGUGAUCUUUAACUUUUCAAAAACAGAGUUAAAAAGUUUGUUUUGGUCAGGGCUGUAGCCAAAGCUGAAGCUGAAGUGAUUCCUUGACUGAGAGUUUCUUCACCCUUUAUUUUCAAAAUUAUGAGCCCAGAAAUGCAUUAGUUAUUUACUUUUCAAAAAGAAUUUUGUUCUGAACUAAAAUAAUUUAAAAUUAUAUUUGAAGCUGAAGAAAUCUCUAAGGUCACAUUUAGAGAACAAACUUUGUGUUCUGUAUUUCAAACUUACUUUCUUUUAUAAGUAGUAUUGACACAGUUAGUUUGGGUUUCAUCAUGUACGGAUUAAGCAAAUGAUAAAUCAAAAUAAAAUGACAAAAAACUGAGGUCAGACUGUAACAGUGACGAUUAUAAUACAGGGAUUAACAAUAACCAGGACUAACUUUGAUACCCAUGUAGGGUUUUACCCUGAAAUUCACAAAUCUCAGUGAUGUUUAAAAUGCAUAUUUCUACACAUAAAUGUGAACUGUUAGUAUUUACUUAAGCUUAAAGUCUGUCAAACUGAAGACAGAGAAAAAACAUAGGUUCUGUCUUUUUAAACAUGUAUUAUUCAAGUGGUUUUAAAAUGAACAUCCUUGAGAUUCAAGUCAUAUUACCAUGUGCAAAGUGAGAUGAGUGAACUUUCUGAUUACACCCGAAGUGCAUGUUUUUGCAUUUAUCAUUAUUCAUACAGGCAAAUCAUUUACAGUCAGUCUCUUACAGAAAAUAAUCUAAAAGAAAACAUCAUGAAUAAAACAUAAUAGAUAAAGACAAACAAGAAUGAAAAGAAAUACAGGCCCACCUAGAAGAUGAAAGCUGAGUUAUGAAUAAAAACUGAUGGCGCCAGUCAGCUGCAGAACUAUUCAGUGACUAAAUAUACAAGUAAUGGCUUUUUGAGUUUCAAUGUCUUUUCCUGAUUGUAUUUUUUUAAGAAAGGAGAGUCUGAGAUUGCAGCAGAGACCAGAAUCAUAUUUUUACACCAUGACCAAAAAAAAAAAAAACAGAUCACACAGACUGAGACUAGAGCGGAAACCUCGAUCUUUAUCCAGGUUAACAAACAGGAAGCUGCGCAAACACACAACCAGGGAAGUGUCAGUUCAGCAGAGCAACACUCUGCAUGAAAAGAAGAGGAAUUAAAUGAGGGAGACAGUGAAGAGAACAGGUGUCAGGAUUUUAAAGUAACACGCUUAAAUGUGGAGUGAAACAGUCUGAGUUGAUCCUCAUGGGAUGUUAAACUCCGUAAUUAGUAGUAUUUCUCAGAACAUAAGGAUGUGGCUGUGAGUAAAAGCAGCAGUCAGACACUCUGAUCAUAAAACUUACGGGGGAAUUAACACUAUAGCGGUGUAAACUGAAAGGUUGGUGCAGCUGCAGACCCAAGGUGUGAAGAUCAGUCUGCUUGCAUUUGUCUGCUGCUUCCUGCAAACACAACCACAUGCCUGCUUUGUGCGUGUCUGUGUGCAUGUGGCUUUUGAAGAGCAGUGGUAUGAAUGUAAUAGAGGUGUGUGUUUUAAGGCUGUUUUAGACUGAAGUGCUGUGUUUGACACUGUUGACCACUCUGGGUUGGUGUCUCUGAUCAGCUUUUCAAUGGUUCUGUUCUUAUCUAACUGGGUGUUGCUAUUGAAAGCUCAGUCAUCCAAGUUGUUCUGUGGGGUGCCUCAUGGAUCAGUUCUGGGACCACUCCUUUCAAUUUAUAUUUUGCCCCUUAGACAUGUGAUCUGUAGACUCAAUACUGAUUUUCACUUUUAUGCUGAUGACACCCAGCUUCACCUCUCUUUUAGCCAUGACAACCCAGAUCCUCUCUUUCCAACUGUAUUACUGACCUUACAAACUGGAUGGCCCACAACUUCCAACAGCUAAACAUGAACAAGACAGAGGUUAUCAUAAUUGGCCCAGAAACUGCACACACCCUCAUUAGUAAACAUCUAGGGCUCUAUUUUCCUGUCCGCCGGUGAGGUGGCGGAGUGUGGCAGACCCCGCGUAGUGAAAUUUUCGUCUGGCUGAACCCGGCGUACACCAAUUUGGUAUUUUCGUGGACUGAGGUGUACCAAGGUCCGCCAAGCUGGGCGUGGUGGCGAGGCAGGGGGAGGUGUAGACAGAAUCAGCUGGCGCAGUGACAUUUUCGUGCUCGCCGGUGGCAUAUGAAAUGCGCUGAAAGCUCGCCGAUUAAAACCUAGACAGAUUUCAGCGCAGGUGGAGCGCAGCUGGUCUAGUGGUAUUAUGGUAGACCGGUGGUGUACCGGCAUAUACGUCACCGAUGCCUCAUCGGCAGGUUUCUACAGUGUCAGGCACUUUUCAGUGCAAUAAAUAAUCAUCAACAAAUACUAAUCUGAGUCAGAACAUACAUUAAGAUCUAUAUUGAUAUAUUCUAAUCUAUAUCUGAUCUGAUGAGCGCGUUUGGCAUGCGUUUGGACACACAACCUGACCGAAUCAACACAGCUGAAACCGCAUUAAAUUAAAUUAGAUAUCUAGUAAAUAGACACACAUGAUGAAGUGAACAGGAUAUGUAAUUCGUCUCCCUCCUUUUCUUUCUUCCUCCUUCUCCUAUUUCUCGCGCAGCUGGACCUGGACAUGUCUCCAUGUCCUCUCCCCGUCCUGCUGCAGCUGUGGUGGCUGAACAGAUGAUUUAUUUCAGUGAUCAGAUGAGUUAUUUACUUUAAGCCCACAUACGAAUAUUAUAAUAUUCAGUUUUGUGAGCCAAAUUUAUUUUAUAUGCCAACAUCUAUGAAAGAAAGAGCCAGGCCACGGCGCGUGAUGCGGACCUGACUUACGCCGCGCCUGCGCCACGUCUCCGGGGAGGCAUGAAAAUAGAGCCCCUAGAGCCUCUCUCAAUAGAUAUCUCAACAGUCACACAUGCCUUAAUUUCCUCCCACCUGGACUAUUGUUAUUUCCUGUGUUCCUCUCUAUCAGCAAAGCCUAAAAAACCUAUAGCGGAUCCAAAAUGCAUCAGCCAGACUCCUCACCAAAACAAUACAGAAGGCUCUAUUUUCAUGCCUCGCCUGCGACACGGCGUAUGCGCGGUGUAAGUGAGGUCCGCCGCGCUGACAAGGUGUUCCCAAGCACAAUUUGGUAUUUUGGUGAGCGGCGCAGCCCGGCGUAAGUAUCCCCCCUCCCUAACUCAGCUCCUCCCAGCAGCAUAAGUCGUAGCAAGGUAGGAAAGAGGGCGUGGAGUGGAUUUAACACAGCUGAGACCUGUUUUCAUCAAUCACAUAAGCUCCUCUCCUUGCUUUUAAAUCCGCCACCGGUGAGGCGUAUUACAAUUUUCGUGAAGUAGUCAAAGAGAUCAAGAGAUGUGUGAAGACAGCAAUGCCAUACAAUGGCGACAGAAGGCAGCCCCUCAACAAGUGUCACUGUAAGUGCUGCAGAGGGCGUCCUGCACACUCCAUCAUAUAAGCACACAUGGAUUUGGUGUGUGUGAUGUUGGACCCACUGAACCAUCUGUGCGUAAAUGACGCAUCACGCGCCGUGGCCUGGCUCUUUCUUUCAUAGAUGUUGGCAUAUAAAAUAAAUUUGGCUCACAAAACUGAAUAUUAUAAUAUUCGUAUGUGGGCUUAAAGUAAAUAACUCAUCUGAUCACUGAAAUAAAUCAUCUGUUCAGCCACCACAGCUGCAGCAGGACGGGGAGAGGACACAGAGACAUGUCCAGGUCGAGCUGCGCAAGACAUAAGAGGAAGAGGAAGACAGAAGAGUAGGGAGACGAAUUACAUAUCUUGUUCACUUCAUCAUGUGUGUCUAUUUACUAGAUAUUUAAUUUAAUUUAAUGCGAUUUCAACUGUGUUGAUUCGGUCAGGUUGUGUGUCCAAGCGCGUGCCAAACGCACUCAUCAGAUCAGAUAUAGAUCAGAAUGUAUCGAUAUAGAUCUAAAUGUAUGUGCUGACUCAGAUUUUUAGUUGUUGAUGAUUAUUUAUUGCACUGAAAUGUGCCUGACACUGUAGAAACCUGCCGGUGAUGCAUCAGUGACGUAUAUGCCGGUACGCCACCCGUCUACCACAUAACCACUAGACCAGCUGCGCUCCACCUGCGCUGAAAGCUGACCAGGUUUUAAUCGGCGAGCUUUCAGCGCAUUUAUACGCCAGUGGCAAGAACGAAAAUGUCACUGCGCCAGCUGAUUCUGUUGACAUCUUCCUCUGCUACGCCACCACGCCCAGCUUGGCGGACCUUGGUGCGCUUCAGUCCAAGAAAAUACCAAACUGGCUGUAUGCCGGGCUCAGCUAGAUGAAAAUUUCACUGCGCGGGGUCUGCCACCCUUUGCCGCCUCAACGGCGGACAGGGCAAUAGAGCCCAGAGAUAGCAUAUCAGCUCUAUUUUAGCCUCCUUUCACAUUUCUAUUUUCUUUUUAUGUUGGGAAACAUUUUGUUGCUCUGUUUUGAAAAGUGCUUUGUCAAAAGAAUUUAUAAUUAUUAUUGUACAAACUGAUCAGUUUUUUCAUAAUAUAGACUGAUACAGACUGUGACAGGCUGGCUGGUAUAGAUUGAUACAGACCGAUGCAGGCUGAAACAGACUACGGCAGGCUGAUACUGGGUGUUACAGACUGAUAAAGGUUGAUACAGACUGAUAUAGACCAAUACAGACUAGUCAGAGGUGAUACAGCCUGUAACAGGCUAAAACUGACAGUGACAGGCUGAUACAGGCUGUUACAGAAUGAUACAGGCUGGUACAGAUUGAUACAGACCGAUACAGGCUGGUACAGACUGAUGUAGACUAAUACAGACUGCAACAGGUUGAUACGGUUUUAAGGCUUUGUUGUGUUGAUGUCUUUUUUAUUGAUUUUACUUUCUACUGAUGUGUCUUUUAAUUGCACUGCAAGGUGUCCUGAGCGUCCUGAAAGGCGCUCACAAAUAAAAUGUAUUAUUAUUAUUAUUUAUUAUUUUUAUUUACGGGCUGUUAAAAAGUGAUACAGGAUGAAAUAGACCAAUACUGACAGUGACAGGCUCUUACAGACUGAUAAACGCUGAUACAAGCUAAUACGGGCUGAUGUAGACCAAUACAGACUGGUCAGGGGUGAUACAGACUGUUACAGGCUAAUACAGACUGUUACAGGUUGAUACCUACUGAUAAAUACUGAUGAUACAGACUGAUACAGUUUGGCUGAUAGGGGCUGUUACAGACUGUUACAAGCUGAUACAGACUGUUACAGGUUAAUUCAGAUUGAUACAUACUUAUACAGGAUGAUACAGACUUAAUGAAGUCUAAUUUAGGCUGUUUGUUUGUCUGUUGACUUCACUAAAGUUUAGACUAUAAUCUAGACUAAAGAAAAUUAAAUACACCCCCACAUGUUCACACCAUCAUAGGAAAAAUCUGACUCAUCAUGCCACUUCCUGUCAGCACCUUUCAAGCUAAAGGAAACUUUGCAAACAGAUUUCCUGUGUUUGCUAAAAGGAAAGUUUAGUUACUUAGUCAUUUUUUAUCAUAAAUCAAAAUCAUAGACAACACAUUAUAGAUUAAUGUUUUUUUCAUGAACUCAGAGAGAAAAAUCUGAAUUUCUGAAAGUACAGAUUAUUCUGUAUCUGUUAACCAUGUGAAGUAAACCUAAAGGAAUCUGUGUGUAAUUUUUGCUUUGUGAGUGUAAAAUUCAGCACUGAAACUCCACUGCUGUCCACAGUGUGAGGACUUGUGUGAUUAUACUCAUUAGCCAGAGCAGUUUCAGUUAUAUUGAAAGGUUGAAAACCAGAUAGAAAGACUUAAGAACAGUCAUUUGACUGUCAGCAAUCAAGAAGUUAUUAUACUAUUAUUUAAAAAAAAAGCUGUCUCGAAAAUAAUAAAUUGAAUACAAGCCUUAGUUAUUAUGAUUAUUUUAUCCAGCAUGUUUGUGGCGUAACAUCUUACUUUUAGACUGUUUUUUUGUUUGUUUGUUUGUUUUUGCUUGUUUCUGUUGUUUUGUUGUUUCCUUGUUGUUGUUGUAGCAUGCGUUUGUUGUUGCAUGUUUCUGUAAUGGUAUGAGGAUUUUUUUGUUUGUUUGUUUUUGCUGUUGCUUUUUAUUAUUUAUUUUGUUUUUGAUUUUACUGUACAGCACUUUGGUCAGCGCUUUGUUGUUUUUUAAAUGUGCUAUAUAAAUAAACCUGGAUUGGAUUGGAUUGGAUUUUUUUGUUAAUUGUUUAUAGUCCUUUUUUAUUGUUUCAUGUUUUUGUUGAAUGUUUCUACUGUUGCAUUUUUCUGUUGUUGCACUUUUUUAUCGUUCCAUACUUUUGUUGUUUUAUAUUUUUGCUAUUGCAUGUUUUCAUUGCAUGUUUCUGUUGUUAAAGUUUGAGCUUGCUUGUAUUUAUAGUAAGAUGUUGUGAUUGUUGCAUGUUUUAUGUCGCAUGUUCAUGACUUUUACCUUGUUAUUGUUGCACGUUUUUGUAGUUGCACAUUGUGCAGGGUUUUUAGAUUCCAAUCUUGACAAUGGUUUUAAACUUUGCAUUAUGUUAGUAUUAAAGUUUUUUUUUUUGGUGCCAUCAUAUCUCUAUGCUUGAUUUCAUUCUGUCUUUACAGCUAAAGAAUGCAGCCAUUUUGCUCCAGCUGGGGGUGACUUCACGUUACCUCUGGAGCCCAAACUGGAUUCCCGACUGGUGUGGAUGAGAGACACUGCUGUAAUUUUUGACAAGAAAGAUAACAAAGUUUUGUCUGGAGAGGAAGGGGAUGUAUCUGAGAAUGGAUCUCUGGUCCUAAAGAACGUGACAAAAAAAAUUGAGGGAGACUACAAAGCCAAGAUUUAUGAUAAAAGUGGAACAUCACUUGGAACAUUCACGUUCGAAUUAUGUGUGAUGGGUAUGUAACAUCAUGAUUGCCAUAUCUUUACAGUGUAAACUCCUGAAAGUUCCUGACAGAUUUCUGCAUCAGUUUGCAUUUUGUUUUUUCCAGUUUAUCAGAAAGAUUCUUACUCUUCUCUUCUCAGACCCUGUCAAAAAACCAACUGUGACAAUGGAGUGUGCAUCAUCAUUUGUCAUCUUAACCUGCUCUGGUGCCCAGGUGAGAAGUUUUUUUUGUGUAUGCGCAGAGUGUGUUUUUAUUGACUAAAACACAGUAUUUCAUUUUUCAUUCGAGUUAAGUUGUUUUUAUCAUGGUUCUCGUCAUCGGGACUAACAACAAAAAUAUCUCAGUCUCUAAAAAGUUGAAAAAACCCACUGUCAUGUCCUUGAUAUUGACUCAUAAAGUCCCUAACAAUCUUUUUAUGUAUAUGCCUUGAUAAUGUUUUUGAUACAUUUUGUGAAAUGUCUCUGAAAUUGUCUUUGACAGUGUAUGUGAAGUCCCUGAUAAUAUAUUAAUAACGACCCUGAAAAUAUCCCUUUAAGUUCCCCUCAUUAUGUCCUUGAUAACCGCCCUAAAAAUACCUUUGAAAGUGUCCCCGAUCAUGUGCUUGGAGCUGUCUUAUAAAAUCCCUGAAAAUAUUGUGACCAACAUGUCUGUUGUGUAAUGUUCUUGAUGAAUUUUCAGAUGAUUCCUUUGAUAAUGUCCUAUUAUAGAGUGUCCUAUUAUGUCUCAAAUGGUGUUUUGAUAAUGUUUCUGAUUAGGUACCUGGAAAUGCCUUUGACAAUUUUCACACAAUAUUCUUAAUAACGUCUCACAAAGUCCCUGAACAUUUUUUAAACAUUAUGGGCCCUAUUUUCAUGACUCGCUGCUGGCAUGGCGCAGGCACGGCAAAAGUCAUGUCCGCUGCAGCAAUAUGGUGUGCCCAAGCACACUUUGGUAUUUUGGUGAGUGGCACAGCCCGGCGUAAGUAUCCCCCCUCCCUAACUCAGCUCCUCCCAGCAGCGUAAGUAGUAGAGAAGGAGGGGAUAAGUCGUGGCGUGGAUUUAACACAGCUGAGACCUGUUUUUCGCCAAUCAGAUCAGCUCCUCUCUUCACCUUUAAAUCCGCCACCGGUGAGGCGUAUUACAAUUUUGGUGAAGUUGUCGAAGAGAUCAAGAGAUAUUUGAAGACAGCAAUGCCACAUGAUGGUGACAGAAGGCAACCCCUCAACAAGUGUUGCUGUUAGCGCUGCAGAGGGUGUCCUGCACACUUCUCAAAUAAGCACAGAUGGAUGUGAGGCAUCGGUGACGUAGUCACAAUGCGCCGCUGGUCUAUCAAAAUACCACUAGACCAGCUGCACUCUGCCUGUGCUGAAAGCUGACCAGGUUUGAAUCGGCGAGCUUUCAAUGCACUAUCCAUGCCAUGGGCGGGCACGAAAAUGUCACUGUGCCAGCUGAUUCUGUUGACAACUCUGUGCCGGGCUCCGCCAGACGAAAAUACCACCGCGCAGGGUGCACCACCGUCCACCGCGCCACUGGCGGGCACAAAAAUAGAGCCCCAUGUCUUUGAUCAGGACCAGAUACAUUUUCUAAAAUUGUCCCUUAAAAUUGUCUCUGAUAGUGUUUCUCACAAUGUCACCAAUAAUGUUUUGAUAAUAUCAAUAAUAAUGUUUUUAUCAUUAUGUCCUUGAUAAUGCUCUUGAUAAAUUUUGUCCUUGAUAAUGUCUGAUAAUGUUAUAAUGUUAUGAUAAUAGAAUUUUAAUAAUGUCCCAGAUAAGACUCCUUAGAGAUCCUUUAAAAUUUUUCAUGAUAAUGUUCUUGAGAGUAUCUUAUGUGUCCCUAAUAAUGUUAUCAUUAUUACAUCCCUAAAAAUGUUCUUGAUACAUUUUCUCAUAAUGUCUGUCAUAAAAUCCCUGAUAAUGUCUUAGAUCCCAACUAUCCUAACCCAUGGUGAAUAUUCAGACUUGGAGUUUUGGUCAGAUUCAUGUAAUAUUUUUAAAUUGCAUAACAAAAAAAGACUCUGAAUUUCAAAAACAUCUGGUUUUGUUGCCUUCUAAUCAUUGAGAUUAGAUUAAAAUUCGCUCAUUAUUUCUCUGCUGUAGGCUAACUUGUGUUAUUGCUCACUAGGGCUGGGGGAUAUGGUAAAAAGUUUAUCACAAUAUAUUUUUUUCAUAUCAGUCGAUAUCGAUAUAUAUCAAGAUAUAACAAAAUCACUUAUCUAUUUUAAAUAUUCCCUGUUGCUCUUACAUGAAAUUUAACAGUGCUUAUUGGUAGCAUGUCUUUUGCAAUACAAUAAGCUACUGCAUCUGUGAGGUCUUUGUGUCUCUUCAACAUUUUGUCGUAAGGUGUUGUGCUAGGGAAAAUGGACUGAAUGGUUAGCUGUUUCGGCUGCACAGGCACCAUGGGCUCCUUGCUCCGCUUGUAACCUUUUGCAUUGCACGUGCUCUGCUGCACUGCGUCAGGUGGUGAAAAAGAUUUAAGGUAUUCCCCGACUUUGUGAGAACAUGUACUCAACAUAAUUUGCAGUGCACAAUACCCUGCUUCAUGUCCGACCUCAAAAAAACGAAAUACCUCCACACCACCAAUGUUUUCGUUCCAGUGUUGUUGACAAUGUCAUCAUCUGUUGAGCCUUCAUCUGCAUUUCUGCAGGGGUUAGCACUGAUUUUCUGUUUUCCUCACCAACAGUGCUGUCAGCUUCACCUGUAAAUAGUGGUGUGUCGGUCUUGAACGAACGGAUCAAAAGAACUAGUUCUUUUUGAUGAACGAAAUGAACUAGUUCUCCCCCCCCUAAAUGACCCGUUCAAUCCGUUCAGUUCUUUUGAUUGGCUGAAUAGGGACUGCUUGCCUGUCUUAUCCUAUCGUCGCGCCUCGUUCUGUGUGUGGGUGGGGCUUAGAGAAGCAGCAGCAGUACUACUGAGCUGACUGAAAGACCGGGAUGACCGAGUUGACUGAAAGAACGGGUCAAAUGAACGAAAGACCGAGGUGACUGAAAGAAUGGGUCAAAUGAACGAAAGACCGAGUUGAACGAAAGACCCAGACCGAUGAAUGAGUUGAACGAAAGACCGAGUGAAUGAAAGAUCCAGACGGAUGAACGAGUUGAACGAAAGACCGAGUGAACGAAAGACCCAGACCGAUGAACAAGUUGAACGAAAGACCGAGUGAACGAAAGACCCAGACCGAUGAACGAGUUAAACGAAAGACCUUGUGAACGAAAGACCCAGACCGAUGAACGAGUUGAACGAAAGACCGGGUUGAACGAAAGACCCAGGCGGAUGAAUGAGUUGAACGAGAGACCGAGUGAACGAAAGAUCCAGACGGUGAACGAGUUGACUGAAAGACCGAGUGAACGAAAGAUCCAGACAGAUGAACGAGUUGACUGAAAGACCGAGUUGACUGGCUGCCGCACGAGGCCCAACAGCCGAGCCGGAGCGAGCGGGACAGUCACACACACACACACAAAGGCACACAGCUGCUGCUGCAGCCAGAGGCAGAGAGACAACUAUUAAUACGCAUUUGCACGAGGUGGGGGGGGGGGGGCAGGGGAGGGGCAGCGGACUGACUGACUAAUGACCGAUUGACCGAAAUGACCGAAAAGAACGAAAUGAACGGGUCUUUUUACUGAACGACCCGGAAUGAUCCGGUUCACUGAAAUGACCGGUUUUGCCCACCACUACCUGUUAAAGUGCUAUGGUUGCGUGUAGCUGCAGCCUAGUACUACGCAGUUUUUUGCUACUUGGUUCUAAUUCAGACGCAACUCCCCUUUUCAUUGGCUUUUUGUAUAGUCUACCAAAACAUGGCAGAAGCAUAUUGACCAUGUUUUAUAUUGAUAUUGAGGGAAAUUAAUUUUUGAUAUAUAUUGUUAUCAUUCUAUCGCCCUGCCCUAUUGCUGACCCUUUCUUAUAAAUUUGUAUGACUGACUCCAGCUUCACUAAAACACAGUCUGGAUCCUGAUUUUAAAAACUCCAGAUAUUUUUUCUCUGGUUUUGACUUGUGUGGGCAUCAGUGUUAUAUUAACUACAUUGGCAUCUCUGUUACUGUUUUUAACUGGUUUAAAACAUAUCUGACUGGCAUGAAAUAUUACGUUAUCACUGGGGAACGCUCAUCAAGAACCUAUAAAAUGGAGUGUGGUGUUCCCCAGGGCUCAAUUUUAGGCCCCACAUUUUUUAAUCUAUAUAUGUUACCAUUAGGAGAUGUCAUCAGGAGACACAACAUUAACUUUCACAGCUAUGCGGAUGAUACACAGCUCUACCUGGCCGUGUCCCCUUAUGACACACGGCCCAUUGAUGCCCUUUUUAACUGUAUUUUAGACGUCCAGUCCUGGAUGGCAGACAACCUCUUGCAGCUCAACCAGGACAAAACCCAGAUUUUAGUCAUCGGUACAGGUCCAGAGAGAAAGAAACUGGAGAACAAACUCUGAGGACUGUCUUUUAAUCCCUCAAAACAUGUUAAAAAUCUGGGUGUUAUAUUUAAUUUUAAUCUCAGCUUUGCAUCACACAUUCGUGAUAUCACCAAAAAGGCUUUUUUAUCACCUUAAGAACAUCUCCAGAGUCCGCCAGUUUCUCUCUCAAGCCAAUGCAGAGACUCAUAUCCAUGCUUUUAUUACCUGCAGAAUUGAUUAUUGUAAUGCUCUCCUCUCUGGUCUUCCUAAAAAGAACAUUUCACAGCUUCAGCUGCUGCAAAAUUCGGCCGCAUGCAUGCUGACAAAGAUCAGGAGGAGAGCCCACAUUACACCAAUUUUAAAGUCUCUGCAUUGGCUUCCUGUGUCUUUAAGAAUAGAUUUUAAGGUUCUUUUAUUAGUUUAUAAAUGUCUUAAUGGUCUAGGUCCUUCUUAUUUAUCUGAUUUGCUUUAACGAUAUGAGCCCAGUAGAGCCCUCAGGUCUUCAGGAGGUGGUCUUUUAAAAGUCCCCAAAGUUAGAACCAAAACAUACGGUGAGGCAUUGUUUUAUUAUUAUGGCCCCCAUCUGUGGAACAGUCCGCCUGAAGACCUGAGAGCAGCACCUACAGUUCAUAUUUUUAAACGCAAACUCAAGACCUUCCUUUUUAGUCUGGCCUUUAGCUGAUUUUUGUUUUAUUCUUCUAGCCUUUUUUUUUUUUUAGUAUAUUUUAACACUAUUUGUUUAUUUUCUUUUAUUAUUUGAUUUUAAAACAGUUUUAUUAUAUUAUAUUUCAUUAUCAUUAUUAUUAUUAUUAUUAUUAUUAUUAUGAUGAUUGUUGUUGUUGUUGUUUUUUUCCUUUAAUUAUUUUCUACCUUGUCAUGGUUUUGUCAGUUUAGCUUCAGCUCCAGGGUUUCCCUUAGUUUAGUUUAAGAUAGCGUUUCCUAGGUCCUCUGUGGCUUCCUGUUGAGCCCUGACUUGGUGUCCCAAUGGUCGUGUGUGUGUGUGUGUGGGGGGUUCUCUGUUAAAUUGGAGGGUGGAUGGGUGGGGUUUUUGCAGUUUGUAUUUUAUUUUGCAUUUUAUUUUGUAUCCUCUGUGUACAGCACUUUGUGAUACAAGCCAUGUAUGAAAAGUGCUUUAUAAAUAAAGUGAUUGAUUGACUGAUAUUUUAGUUCCCCAUGAGGAAAAUAAUGUUGGUGAAUUUUUUUAGAAGAUAUCUAUUUAUUUAUUUUUAAGUUUGAUUAAGUUUCCUAAAAUACUUUGACUGUGCUUUAUUUUGGUGGGCAGGUGAAGGGCGUGAGCGUAAAGUGGCAUCAAAAUAACAAAGUGAUGAAGGAAACGACUCCAUCGAUCAAUCGUACCGCAAAACAGGUGCAGAUGGACAAGUUCAACUGUACGCUGUCCAACAAAGUGAGCACGAAAAGCAGCGAGGCCAUCACACAGACCUGCUAUGAACCAAGUGAGCUCCAGUCACAUCUGUUGACACUUUACCUCACAAAUUGACUCAUGUAUUUAUUCAAUACGCUCCCCCCCUUCCCCUUAGGCAUCUUACCUGAGAUUUUUGGACUAAACCCCUGGAUCUUUGUUGGCUCUGGAGGAGGUCUGUUUUCUCCCCUCUUUAUCCAUUGAUGUAUUAUAAUUUUAUAAUUAUAGUAAUCUGAAUUUGACUGUAUGUAUCUGAAUUUGUCCUCAUAGCUAGAAUAGGAAGUUGUUGAAUUACAGGUGACAGAAAGUUUUUUUUUUUUUAAAGCCUUUUUUUUUUCUAUUCUAAUAAUCAUUUGUGGUCUGCAGGACUUGUUGUGUUGUUGUUCAUCACAGUCAUCAUCUGCUGUAUACGGACCAGACGGCGGAAAAAAAUGCACCUAAAGAGUGAGCCUGUUUGUUUUGAUUGUUUCUUUAUUCAUAAAUAACUUUAAAGCGAAGCAGCUGUCUCUCCUGUUUGGAAGUAAAGCGAUUAGUAAUUUAUUCUGUAGACUUCAAAAUUCAGAAUCAGAAACUCCUUGUGCCCACUGUUUCUCUCGACAGAUGAGGAGGAGUUUCGUUUGGGCUGGGCCAAUCCUAACCAGCAACAAGAACAUCAGCAUCACCACCACCACCAUCAUCAUCAUCCUAAUCAACAACAACAACAACAGCAUCAGCGGCAGCAGCACCAACACCAACACCAGCACCAGCACCAGCACCAGCAGCCAGCUGGACACACAGGGCCCCGCCCACAUCGCAACAAACAGCAGCGUCAGCGCCAGCCGGAGAAGCCCAACGCCCACCCUCAGCCGAGCCCCCGCAGACCUGCACAGGUGAGAAACCUUAGGUAUUUUUAACAUAGAAAAAAAUAUAAUCAAAAAACUGCAGUUCACUGAGCACCCACUAGACGCCGUGUCCUGCUGUGAGUCUGUCUCCAUCUUAAAACUGUACAGCAGAAUUAUAAAUAUGCGUACAGCCUGGAACAGAAACUGUUUGAGUGCAUGGGGCUCAGUCCUCUGUUCAGCACAGCUGAAGUCCACUUACUUCAUCAGUCAGUCUGAGCUUUGAGUCAUGACUGACAAAAUAUAGACAAUAUAUUUUUAUUAGUAGCCCACUUCACGUUAACUUCUCUUAAAUGUGAUACCUUAUUGUAUACAAUGAAACAGCCGUCCAAAUUUCCUACUAGUAUUUGGUUACAUAUCAGACCUGACCCGAACAAUAUGGUGGACACACUCACGCAUCACAGCAGUGAGCUAGCACAGCCAAUGCAACAUCUAUGUGUAAAUAUCUGUGACCCAAACAAAUCUAGAUGAGAGUGAUUAAUCUCAUGCACUCAAUGUUUUUGUAAUCAACUGGUGUCAGAAGUCCUGUCCCUGCCUUACUGUGAUUAGCCAGACAUGGAGAACUGACAUUGACAAGUGUAAAGGUGUUUCAAAAGUUUAAUUAUUACAGCUAGCCUACACUGGUUUUGUAUUUUCAGGUGCUGAGAAAGGACAUAAUAGUAGAAACAGGCCCUAAAUAUUUAAUAUUAGUGGAAACUGUUUCUGUGACUGUUUAUGAAACUCUCCAUCUUCAAAUCGCGUCUCAAAACUCAUUAUUAUUAUUAUUAUUAUAAGCAGAACACUCUGCAGCAGAACAUCAAAUGCUAGUCUUAGUGGGCCUGUCUAAAAUAAUAAUAAUAAUGAAUGUGAUUAUUAUUAUUAUUAUUAUUAUUAUGAAAAGCUGCUCCGAAAAGCUCACUCGGAGUUUUGUGCACAAACCUCUUUCACUGGAUAGCAGGUCCUAAAAUUACAAAAAACUCAUGGAAACUAUUUUGUGUCUGUAUGAAACUCUGUGAAGUGUUCAAAAUAAGUGGAAACAGUUUUUCUGUCUGUGCUCUGGGCACAAAUCUUUAAAAUCCCUCUUGUUUACAUCAGCAGACUCAUAGCCUGAUCUCUUUUAAGUAAAUCAGCUGACAGUGAGGGUGCAUGGGGUGUAGAAAACAUUGACUUGCAUUGUUUUUGUAGAGAAAGGAAAUACUGGGACAAAACCUAUUAAUAGAAACAGGCCCUAUAUGUUUAGUGGAAACAGGUUUUAAAAUGUCAAAAAAUGCAAACAGUUUUAUGUUUGUUUUUAAAACAAAAACCUCUGUCAGUGGAAACAGGCCAAACAAGUGUUAAAAAAUAGGUGAAAAUUGUUUUUAUGUCUGUACUUUGACACACAGACCUGGAGAGUUAAAAUCUCUCCAGUUUGAGGCAGCAGACUCAGAGCCUGAACUCUUUCCAUAUGACAGAGUUUGAACACAGGGCUUUUUCCGAGAUUUGAGAAGUUUAAAUCUGAACACCGCAGUGGUGUUCUUACAGUGUCUGUCAGUGAUGUCAGAGAGCUCUUUCAGUCACCUCUUUAAGAAAGUGUACAUCUCAGGUAUGGUUACACUUCUGUCCCUUUCCUGCCAGGCCCCACAACCACCUGAUGAAGAGCAGCCCCCUCCUCUUCCUCAGCCCAGGAAAAAGGCUCCAAGAACCCCCAGAGUGUGACCACCUUCACAUUCCUCUGAUGCCCUACUCAUCCACAUACUCACCCUUUGCUCAUGUCAGGAGGAAGACGCUGAUAUUGAAAGGUGAACGCAAACUAAGCUGAGCCAUCCUAAUCUGGAUGUUAGUGAUUUUAAUCUUCAAACUCUUUUUUUUUCAUUAAAAACUCUUUAAUCUUUCCUUUGCUGUGUAUAUUCUAUUUGAGCACAUAGUGAACAGCUCUAUAUGAUUAUUUUGUCUUUCUAACACACAGAAAUGGGACUCUCUCUUUAAAUCAAGCCGUAGUUUUAAAGGCUUGAAUGCUGAAGAGCAUUUCUGGCUUUUAAUGUCACAAUAUCAAACUAUUCUCCAUGUUGUUUUUAAAAUAAGUACUUUUGUAUUUUAUUGUUGUGUCCGUUUUAAAGUAAUGCUCUGUCUGCAUAUUAGUUUGCCUUCAUAAUGAGUAACCAUGACAGUAGGGGAUUUUCAAAGCCUUUAUUUAUAAUGCAUAAAACUAUUCAACGGGUCAAUGUCUGAGUCCUUCUCUAAAGGAUGAGAGCAUUUCUUUAACUUGUUUCUACAAACUGUAACACGCUUGAGAGACAGAGACCUCAACACCUGUUUAACCAGGACGGCAUCUAGAGCACACACCGAGGGUUAAAUCAACCACAGACUGCACAGUGGAGCAGACUGACACACUGUGCUGAAGUUUAAAUGAGUCCCCAUGGACUGAUUCAGGGUCAGAUAGUCCCUUAAUAUAACAAUGAGCAUAAUUGCAAAAAUCAUUACAGUCCUAAACUUUGGGGCAAUUAGAAUGAGAUCUUCACCGUCCGUUGAGAGCUGAGGAGAUGGCUCUGCAGAGUUUAUCAGAGAUGUCAGGAAUAAUCCUUACAAUGACAAGAACAACAGCUAAACCUCUUUGUGACUUAAAGGUAUUAUAUAUGUAUAUUUAGUGAGAUUUCUUUUUUAAAACUUGACUAUAAGUAUAAUCAGGGUUAUAACAGUCAGAUGAUUGUUUUCAGUCCUGACAUACAAAGACACACCUGUCUUUAGAGCUGUUAUUCAUGAUGAUAUUUUUCAUUUGAGGGAGCUGCUCUUGGAGUCUUAUUCUGUUAUAAAUCUGUGUCUCAUCUUUGAUAAACUCCUCCUCUCCAUCCAGCUUCUCCUCUGAAUGUGGACCAGUCUGAUCUCUGUUGACUGUCCCCACCCGAGGACUCACCUGAAAUUUACGAGUUUACCUGUUUUUUGCUUUCUUAACCGAGACAGUAGAUAAUAAUGUGUCUAAUCUCACAGUAGAUGAGUGAGCAGUUAAAAUUCAGUAUCAAUGUUAUAAUAGGGUCUUGUUAUACAUUAUGAGUUGGACUAAUAAUGCAGACAUAAACACUGACGUUAAGCAGUAUAUGAUCCACACAUUUCUGUAUAACUUGUUCAGGUUGUGAUUCAGAUAUUUCUGUUGGUUUAUAUUCUUAUGUUAUUUUCUGUCUCUUUAGCUUUUCCUGAUUGUUUUGUGUUUCUGAAUAAAGUCCUAAAUUAUCAAACAGUGAACUGGCUCUAACAGAUAAAACUUUUCUCCCCUUUC
Xyrichtys novacula (pearly razorfish) is the source of this 17093-nucleotide messenger RNA. Lineage: Eukaryota; Metazoa; Chordata; Actinopteri; Labriformes; Labridae. The record is from the annotation of a GenBank genome assembly.